Messenger RNA from Solenopsis invicta (red fire ant), 6275 nucleotides. RefSeq names its product adenosine receptor A2b. The coding region runs from base 2554 to 4167 and encodes 537 amino acids. Lineage: Eukaryota; Metazoa; Arthropoda; Insecta; Hymenoptera; Formicidae. Gene Ontology annotation, biological process: G protein-coupled adenosine receptor signaling pathway; adenylate cyclase-activating G protein-coupled receptor signaling pathway. The transcript is spliced from 5 exons. The record is from RefSeq and is a predicted model, not a curated record. Gene Ontology annotation, cellular component: membrane. Gene Ontology annotation, molecular function: G protein-coupled adenosine receptor activity.
UAACAGAAGCGGUGUUAGAUUAUGCAUAUAUGUAUUUCGCAAGUUGUUACAUUGUGCUGAUUGUGCUUUAUUAAGAGGGACUGCUAUCCGCGUUUUUUUUUUCUUGCUGCAUAACGAUAUAACUAUGCAAAUAAAUGGAUGCCUGAUUGCGCCCCACUCUUCCCGCAUUAUUGCCGCAGCACACGUUUAGCGCACCGGAUACGGAUGCCUGAAAUUCGCAUUACAUCGAUACCAAACGUAACGCGACGUAACCGUCGCGUUAAAGCAACAAGCCGCGAGAUUAGAAUGUUUAAUUGAGCGUGCCGAGUACGUGUAUAAUAUAAGUGUUUGCGUGCGUGUGGUGAUGUUCCUGAUGAUGCAGAAUCGUGAAUGGCGUAUGAAUGACGAGUUCUUCGAGAACCGUGCGCGACGGAGUGGGUCUUUAACGUGCUCUUUAACGCUCGCUUGCAUUUAGGAGCGAAACAACGCGUUUUUCUCUUACGAGAGGAGGGAAGUGCACGAAGGAGCGAGAAAAGGCGCGCGCGUGAUACGAAUACGAAGAAUUCGUCACCGGAGGUCGUCGCAGUUACGAGCGAUAAGCUCGCGGAUAUUGACGGCAACCGUGCGAUGCAUCGCUCUUGUACGGCGCGUAAAUGCGAGGCGCAUUCGCGUCGCAUCCAUCCGCGUCUGUCACGGUCCGCUGCCGCCGUCGCCGUCGCUGGCCGUCGCGUCGCGCCGUCGAUACCGCCGCUGGGCCGCGGUUGAUCGGAGCUGAGCGGUGGAAGCGGAUGCGAGGAGUCCUUUCGGCAUCGCGACGCGGCGCUCAACGUCUCGACGACCUUCCGGAGGCGGAAGGAAGAGCGCGAAGAGCGGGACCGGCCGGUGGAUUCCACCUCCACCUCCGUCGGCGUGUGCCCUACUGUCACGAGGAGCCUCCUCAGUCACACGCCACGGGGUUGAGAAGGCGGACGCGUUCGUGCUCCACGUGCUCCUCUCGACCUCGACGCCCCGACGUGCGUCGCGUCGCGGAGGAAGGAGAAGCUCCUCGGCCCCCUCUCCCCUCCUCAUCUCGCGCCCGCGAACUAAUUAAUCAGAGAAAUAAAUAUUCGCCGUGUGCGGCCGCGAUCGAUCGAUCUGCCGUCGAUCGCUCACUUUUUCUCGUCGAGCUGGCACAACUCGUAUCCAACACGCGACUUUUCCCGCUCUUUCCACCCCUUUGAUGACGCGCGCACGACGCGGAUGACGCGAGAGAGCGGAAUCAGCGAUUAUUAAUUAACUGUAUCGAGAUUGGUAACUGGGUGGAUUUCUCUUGAUACCGAAUCACGAGAACGCGCCGAGAGUCAUAUAGUGUGUUUCUUCAUUCGCUUGCGGUUUGAGACUAUUAAAAGAAUAUUGAAGAAUCGGAGAGAUAAUGGCGAUAUGAAGUGGAUGUGAAGUACGAAACGCGGCGGCUUCUUCGCUCCGCCUCGUGUCGACGCGAAAUUCGCGUGACACGCAGUCUCUAUUAGAUGAUAUCGCACGGAAAUCAUCUCACGCGUAAUUCCGACUUCGUACAAACGAGUAAUGGACGAGAAACGCGGCUGACGUAUCACGCAACGAGUGAGCGAUCGGCGUAUCGAUCGUUUCUCCUUUGUUCGUUCUUUCGUUAAUUCUCUCGGAUAAAAAUCGGAAGCCGGAAUCCUUUUGGUGUAAAAUCGGAAAAGAAAACACAAUCUGGAAAGAGUAAUUGUAAAACAAAUUGAGAGGAAUUGAUUGAUUCGGGUAAAAAGAAAAGACGAAGUGCACACACCAGAUGUGCGUGGUCGGACGGAAACUGUCAUGUAAGUUUCGUGCACGAAAUUGAAAUGUGGCAUGUGUUCCGAUAAUUCUUUCCGAGAGAUCUUGGUGAUGAUCUCUUGCUCUUUAAAUUGGAAUCGGUGAAAUCUUUAGUAAUUUCAGUGCUAUACUUAUAACUAUGUCAAUCAGUGAUAACUUAUAAUUAUGUCAUACAUGCACAUGGUUUUUUGGUGACAGUACAAUUCCAGUCAGUGAGAAUACCCCAUCCUUUUUGCCUCUUAGGGUCAAUCUACAAUAAGAGUGGUAUGAAGAACGAUUCGGAGAGCAAGUCUGUGGAUGACAAAUGUCGGCCUUCGUCUCUAAUGUCUCGCGAACGAGAACUUCGGCGAACGAAUUAAUUUUCGACGCGAGCGAGAAUAGCACGUGCGAAUCCAAAACGUAAAAAUAGAAGCGUGGAAAUUGAUCUAACGAAAUUUCUCACAGUCAUUUCUCUUUCGGCACGAAUGUACGACGAAGCGCACGUGGUGCCUUCCUGUUCGGGACGUCGCGCGCCAAGUAUCCGCGAGGUAUUAAUAAGACGCUGAAGAUUUAAGAGAUAUCGAACGUAUUUGAAGAAGCAAUGACUGUCGCUUGUACCGGCUGGAAAGUGUCGCGACUGCCGCACGAUUGCCCCGACCGAUCUCGCACCGCGGUGUAGCGUCAUGCUUCGAGAUCGCGAGGGAACGACGAGGAUGAUCAUCGCGCAUCCCCUCGGACGGCGCGAAUAAGAUCGUCGAUCGCCGCCGCGGUGCCCCCGCAAUGCUCGUCGCAAUGGGAUUUUCGUCGUACGCGACCGACCCAUCGUACGACGACUUGAACUACACGGCCGUUGGGCCGACGAACGCGUCGUCCGUGGACGCGCAACUCAAUCUACCGUACACCGUCUGCGAGAUUCUGGUCGCGAUCUGCGCCGUCUUCGGCAACGGCCUGGUGAUCAUCGUUUUCGGCAAGGAGCGGAAGCUACGCAGACGCACCAACUACUACAUCGUCUCGCUGGCCACAGCCGAUCUGCUGGUCGGCCUGUUCGCGAUCCCGUUCGCGAUCCUCGCGAGCAUCGGCCUGCCGACGAAUCUGCACGCCUGCCUGUUCACCGUGUCGGUCCUCGUGGUCCUGUGCACCAUCAGCAUCUUCUGCCUGGUGGCGGUGUCCAUCGAUCGUUACUGGGCGAUACUGCAUCCCAUGGGAUACUCGCGCACCGUACGCACCAAAACUGCCAUAGGUAUAAUAUGCGUGUGCUGGGUAGCGGGCACCCUGGUCGGCUUUCUACCGCUUUUUGGAUGGAACGCUGGCGAGAUGGACGACCACGGAUGCAUGUUCACGAACGUCAUGGACUACGACUACCUCGUGUUCCUGUACUUCGCUACGAUCAUCUUCCCCGCCCUGCUGAUCGCAGCUUUCUACGCCCACAUAUACCGCGUGAUCGUAAGACAGCUACAGCAAAUCGUCACGAUGGAUCCCAGCGGCCCAGGUGGCCGCGGCGGUACCAUUCGUCGUGUUCUGCAUUUUGGCGGCCGCGUGGGCGGUGGCCAUCACCAGACGGGGACGAUGCUGCGUUGUCUUGGCGCGGCGCGUAAACGAGAGGUCAAGGCCACGCAGAAUUUAUCCCGCAUCGUCGUCUUCUUCAUCGUCUGUUGGUUCCCGUUGUACACGAUAAACUGCGUGAUGGCUUUCUGCCCGCAGUGCGAGGUGAACGACUUCUUCAUGAAGUUCUGCAUCAUCCUCUCGCAUAUCAAUUCGGUCGGCAAUCCGCUCCUCUACGCCUACCAUCUCAAGGAUUUUCGCAUCGCCCUCAAGAACUUCGUCUGGGGGCUGCUCUUCCCGCACAGCGACGUCAAAUCCAGCGUGAUCAGCGUGAUCCACGACCGGGGUUCCUUCGUCGGUUCGCAGAGACAACUUCAGAGGCGAUUCAGCGGCUUCGAUCAGCCGAGGAGUCAGAGGCCGAGCUUACUACGUCAGGUGAUCGAUGGGAACAGAAGGAUGGACGGUGCGUACCCCGAAAGGCGCGUCUCAUCGAUCCGAGAGAAAGAGGUGCGCAAGAACGCGACGGACGUUAACAUCGCGGCCGGAACUGCGGUUCUAAUCAGCAACUCCGCGCCGGCCGCGGCGAUCAAACGGAUGAACGAGGAGAAACCGAUCAACGACGGCGACAUCGUCGACCGCAACGACGACGCGACCGCCCGCGGAAUUUCCUCCAUGGAACUGCAAACGUACAAAUCGCUGGUGCCGCUUCUACCCGCGGAGGAAGAUCACGUCGAAGAAACGCCGCCCGCGUCGAUCUUCGUGAUCGAGGCCGACGUGGUGAAUCACGCCUCGCCCGAUCGUCUCCUGGUCCUGGAGGAAUCUCGGGACAGAGUCGACGUAGCGGGCGGCUGACAGCAGUAAUUGCAAGAGAGAAAAGAACUGCUGGAACAUUCUUCCGACAAACGGAACUAGGAAAUUUACAUUUCUUCCCUCCCUCCCUCUCCCCAAAUCUCGGUGUGCCGAUUUUAUUAUUAAUUACUCGUCUCGAGCGUGCCAUAUAACUCACAUCGCGCGUAUUUUAACGUUAGUUAAAUGAAUUACGUUAAAAUGAAGCAACAGUCGUACUCCAUUUGAAGCUUCGAACAAAAAGAUAAAGCGACAAACGUAUCGUGGUCGUCCUACGUUCGUCUAACUCUCUUCUUUUUUUUUAUGUAUUGUAAAUAAAAAGUAGAUAAAAAUAGAUAUUGUGAGAAAUUAAUGAGAACACUUGAGGUGAAAGAACGUGUUCUCGAACGCUUGGCGAGGAUAAUACCCUAUCAAGUGCCGGAUUCAUGUAGAAUUGCCGAGUGAUAGGUAUAUAUAUCGAGGAGGGACAAUAUACUUAAUGUUGUACGACAGAACAGUGCACGUCGUGAUUGUGUGUGUCUACGUGUUCCCGUAGAAACAUUUGCACGAUGCUUGUGCAAUACUCUGCAUAUCAAUUGGCACAACUAGACCAUCGUCAUGUGCCAUUCCUUCUGUUUCCUCCAUACUCUUUACACGCGAUACUUGCUAAAUAUGUAUGCACGUUCUUGCGUAUAUAUUGGUAUUGUUAAAAUUACUCCUCUAAAAUUACUAAAAUGAUAUUUUAAUCAAUAAAAUUAUCGCGGUACAAACAAUUAUCAGUCGUGCCAUUACCGAAGAUCGUGCCCGUUCGGCAAAUUGCUCUCUAGAAAUGAUGAUAGAUAAAUAACCAAAUCACCGACCAAUCAUCCUCAGUGACCGAUUAAUUCUAAUCAAACUUUGAUUUAACUUUCGAUUUAACAGAAUAAUCGACUCAAAGUGCAAGAGAAAAUAAGAUUAAAUUAAAUUUUUAAUCAAUAGCAAAAUUCUCAGAAAGAAAUUUUCAGAAAAGAAUUUUUUGUGUCUAGUAUCAAACAGUUUAGGAAGAUUUCCUUUGUCGCACUGAUUAUUUAGGUUUUUAGAAAAUUUUUUUAACCAAUGGGAAAACAUUUGUCGAAAUUACUUUUUGUUUUUUUAAUUAUUGUUUGAAGAUUAAUUAUUUAUUUUUUUUUGUUACAAAAAAUAGUAGACAAUUGACAAUAAGAUCCAUUUGACGUCUGCAUAAUUUAUCGACGAUCAUGAUUUCCGAAUCUCCAGUGAACGCGGAAAUUAAAACAUUAGUUUAAUCAGAAUUUAAUUAUUUACGGCUAUCGUUAAACUAAAAUUUUUUAUUUUGUCAAAUAAAUAAACAAAGAGUUGUUUAAAAAUUUGUUUAAAAAAAAUAAUUUUUACACAAUUUUUUGUUUCUGAAGAAAUCAAGCUAUCCAGAUAUAAUUUAGCACAGGUGUUCUAAUUAAAAUAAUGUUUGAGUUAAUUUCCAUCCACUGGAAAAUCUGCAGAUUCAUAGUGCUAAGGUCAAAUAGAUCUAUUAAUAUUUAUUAUGUACUUUUUAUAACGAAUAAGUAAGAAUUCAAUUUUCAAACAAUAAUAAAUAAAGAAUAAGAAAUAAUUUUUAAAAAAUAUUAAACCCUUAAAAGAUUUCUAAAAACCUAAAAAAUCAACGCGACGAAGUAAAGAAGCUUAUACAUCUUUCGGAAAUAUAAGUAGUACAAUUUUAUCGAAUAGAAACUGCGAGAUCUUAUUAAAUUAAUAAAUAUGCGAAUAGAUGUUAAGAAGUUCGAUCAUUUUAAUAUUUCUUAUUCCCCCCUUCUCUCUCUUUCGCCUUUUUAUACUUAUUUAUUUUUAGCGAUGACUAUAUUCAAUGUCAACUACAUUAAAUUACUUGUGUCAUUUAUGAAUUCUAGAUUUUAUCAAGUCUUGGAUAUUUUGUUCAAGAAUUCUACGAAAUCUUGGAAACGACAUCAUAACAACGAUUAUUUUACGGAAGUAUAAAUUCGGCCGAAAAGGACAUGUAUAAUAAAGCAUGCGAGUUUCUAGCGUACGAUAAGCAUCCUAUGUAUCGUGGCAUUGUGCGAGCGAGUGAAAUUGAUGUCAUUAAAGCUUCGCACGUAUAAUCCGUAUGUGCAUUAAUUUCCUAA